This is a messenger RNA of Puccinia graminis f. sp. tritici CRL 75-36-700-3, 588 nucleotides long. RefSeq lists its product as uncharacterized. Lineage: Eukaryota; Fungi; Basidiomycota; Pucciniomycetes; Pucciniales; Pucciniaceae. The transcript is spliced from 3 exons. The record is from RefSeq and is a predicted model, not a curated record. Bases 1 to 588 code for a protein of 195 amino acids.
AUGUUAACCAUCCAUCAAAUACCAUUUCUUGCUCUCUUGCUAUCCGCGACCGCCUGGUCUUACCCGCGCGUUCAUCUUGACCAGGCGAGCAACCCAAUCCUUGGGAGCAACGACCCCCGUCCUAUUGCUGAAGACGGGAUUACUAAUACUCUUGGGAAAAGGACAACAUCAAAUCCAGGCGAAGCCGAUGAUGAUGGUGCUAAGACGCAGUUACUCAAAUUUGGCCCGACAGUCGAUGGUGCUUCUCUAAAAGCUGACAUCGCCGCCAACCCAAAACUUACGCAGGAAACAAAUCUCACAAAGGGAGCUGAGACAUCCCACAAGCCAGACGCAAAUGACAACAAUAAGACGGAAAAAAUCGAAGAAAAGAUCAAAAAACAGGAAUUGAAGAUAGAACAGCUAAAGAAGAAACUAAAGAAGGAAGAAGAAAGAUUGGUCAAAUUGCAACAGCAGGACGGGAAGAAGGGCACUAACGACGAAAGCAAGCUUUUGAGCUCACCCAUCAAAAGCCAAGCAACAGGGAAGCCCAACCCCACAGUAACCAAAAAGAAAGCAACCCCUGUCGUUGACCUCCCCAGCUUGAAGUAG